Komagataella phaffii GS115 is the source of this 1302-nucleotide messenger RNA. RefSeq lists its product as hypothetical. The record is from RefSeq and is a predicted model, not a curated record. The coding region runs from base 1 to 1302 and encodes 433 amino acids. The transcript has 2 exons. Lineage: Eukaryota; Fungi; Ascomycota; Pichiomycetes; Pichiales; Pichiaceae.
AUGGACUUUGUGGAGAAGGCAGAGAAAACACUCGCCACGUAUUCAACAACUAGAGACCUGUGUUCGGCAGUAGUAUCUAAUGAGUACAACCCUGGAUUACCCCAUUUCACAAGGAGUUUAGUGUGGAAGCUUACUUUGAUUACAGAAUAUUUCAAGUCCAAACCACAUUUGCCUUCAUCGAUGAAAGUUGAUUAUUCGGUUUUGACUCAGACUCGAAACACUUAUCAGAAGUACAGUGAGAAAUACCCAGUACCGUGGAGUUUACUGCAGCAAAAUGAUGAAUUUUACCAAGAACAGGAUGCUUCUGUUGAUCCCCUUUCUAACACAGACGAUUUAGCCAAACUGCAGACUUUGGUGACAGAUUGUAAACGCCUGUUUCCAAGUUAUCCCAAUUUAUUUAUCAAGGACAAGGAGAACUCUAGAAAUAUCAUCACAUCUUUAUUUAUAUGGUGGAAGCUCAACGACGAUGUAAAUGAUACGAACUCUGGGUAUCGCCAAGGCAUGCAUGAGAUCUUUGGACUGAUCAUGAUCAGCUUGAUCAAAGAACAGCUACCACAAGGGAAACCAGAGCAAUUCUAUACGAAGCAUCCGGUGGCCCAAUUGUACGGUCCCAAAUUUACACAUAUUGACUCGUUUACGAUAUUCAAUCGCAUGAUGUAUAAGCUGGCUCCAUCAUUUUUUCAGGAAGACAAUUUCAUCCAAGAAUCCAUUAAAUUUGACAUUCUAUUUCACAACUGUGACCGAUACCACCAUCAAUAUCUGACGAAGACGUUGAAGAUUGACUCUUCAAUAUGGCUGAUCAGAUAUUAUAGACUAUUACUAAUACGGGAGUUGGGACUCUCGUCUACAGUUCUAACGUGGGAUAAGAUUUUUGCCUUUAGUUAUCUACACAAGACCAAAGACAGCAAUCACAUUGAAUUUGCGUUCCUGAUCCCUUACAUUGUUGUUCUUUUAAUCACCAAACUUAAGCCGCAGACAUUGGCAUCAGAGUACGACCAAGUGCUUUACAUGUUACUUCACUACCCCAUCAAACAUAGAAACGAAGAGAAUAAGGACGAUCACUACCAUUUUAAACCUGUCGUUGUCGAUAUAAACCAACUUGUCACUGAUGCCAUCACACUUUCUAACACUGUCGAUAACGCAGAGGCAUUCUCCCGCUUAUCGAAGAAGGUCAUAGAAAGAUAUUCGGGGUUAAAGCUAGACGGCAGUAAGCCUAAUCACUCCAUAAUGUCGUCUGAUUUUCUGAAAAAUCGCCUGGAAUUACGGCUCAACAAGAAAGUCAAACAACUGAUGGAAAAAUAA